Messenger RNA from Wyeomyia smithii (pitcher-plant mosquito), 1401 nucleotides. RefSeq names its product aminoacylase-1B-like. The transcript has 4 exons. Gene Ontology annotation, biological process: amino acid metabolic process. The record is from RefSeq and is a predicted model, not a curated record. The coding region runs from base 128 to 1357 and encodes 409 amino acids. Gene Ontology annotation, molecular function: aminoacylase activity. Gene Ontology annotation, cellular component: cytoplasm. NCBI's taxonomy places the organism in Eukaryota, Metazoa, Arthropoda, Insecta, Diptera, Culicidae.
UCCCGGAGUUGAUAUAAACCGCAUUGAUAAGCACAGCAGUGGCCACAGUCGAGCUGUGAUUCUUGAAGGUGACCGAUCGCAGAGAGUUCGUGGUCUACAGUGAAGAAGAAUUUCGGUAGCAGUGAAAAUGUGCGAAAAGGGUUCCCAGUGCUACAAGCGCUACCAGGAGUGGGAGAACAACGAGGAGAUUCAGAUCUUUCGCGAGUACCUGCGGAUUCCCUCGGUGCAUCCCGAUGUCAAUUACGACAAAUGCGUCGAGUUUCUGACCCGCCAGGCGGAAGGCCUCGAGCUACCGGUUCAGGUGAUCGAGUUCAACCCGGGCAAACCGAUCGUUGUGAUAACCUGGGAGGGAACCGAUCCGACCGCGAAAUCUAUCAUCCUGAACUCGCACACCGACGUGGUGCCGGUAUAUGCCGAGCGAUGGUCCCAUCCGCCGUUCGCAGCCGAAAUGGACAACGAGGGCCGGAUCUACGCACGCGGUGCGCAAGACAUGAAGUGCGUUGGUAUGCAAUUUUUGGCGGCGAUUCGGGCGCUCAAGCGAGACGGAGUCCGUCUGAAGAGGACAAUUCACGCAACGUUCGUACCGGAUGAGGAGAUUGGUGGCAAGCUGGGCAUGAAGGAAUGGGUCCAUAAGGACAGCUUCCUGAAGCUGAAUUGCGGGUUCGCGAUUGAUGAAGGAAUCGCCGGACCGGGUGAGGAGUACCCGCUGUUCUACGGAGAACGCAGCGUUUGGCAUCUGCUUUUCCACAUCAGUGGAACCCCCGGUCAUGGGUCACUGCUUCUGAAAGAUACUGCAGGUCAGAAAGCCCGUUACAUCAUCGAUAAGUUAAUGGAUAUGCGGGAAAGGGAAGUCAAGAAGAUGGAAGAUAACCCGGAACUGACCAUCGGUGAUGUAACGACCAUCAACAUCACGAUGAUGUCGGGAGGCGUGCAAAGUAACGUAGUUCCGCCCGAGCUAAUGGUAUGCUUCGACGUCCGCGUGGCCAUCGACGUAAAGCACCUGGAGCUUGAAAACCAGUUGCUGGAUUGGUGUCGCGAAGCGGGCGGUGGCAUUGAGCUCGAGUACGACCAGAAGUGCCCCUACGUGAAGCCCACCAAACUGGAUGGAUCCAAUUCAUACUGGGUAGCAUUUAAGAACGCCAUCGAUGAGCUGGGCCUGAAGGUGAAACCGCAGAUUUUCCCCGGUGGAACCGACAGCCGCUAUAUUCGGGGAAUUGGCAUCCCUGCGAUCGGAUUUUCUCCAAUGAACAACACACCGGUGCUUUUGCACGAUCACGACGAGUUUCUGCAUGCGGAAACCUACCUGAAAGGUAUCGAAAUUUACCGUAAAAUAAUUACCAAUGUUGCUAAUGUGUAGUUCUACUAAGCCAUACGAGUAAAACAUUUUUUUAAUCCAAAAAA